Messenger RNA from Ricinus communis (castor bean), 1121 nucleotides. Its product is annotated as chaperone protein DnaJ. The transcript has 5 exons. The record is from RefSeq and is a predicted model, not a curated record. The coding region runs from base 163 to 672 and encodes 169 amino acids. NCBI's taxonomy places the organism in Eukaryota, Viridiplantae, Streptophyta, Magnoliopsida, Malpighiales, Euphorbiaceae.
GAACCCAACAAUGUGUAACCGCAUUAGCCUCACUCCUUUCUCUAUAUAUCACUUUCAUAUCCUAUCUUUGAUGAAUUAAUCCGCUUACACCAUAGUCACUAAUUUUGAGAAAGUCCUUUUUUCUACGUUUCUUGCCGUCUUUAAACGGUGAUUAUUUCGGAUAUGGAAGACAGGCAAGAGGUUCCCUGUUCAUCUUAUUAUAGCAUUCUUGGCGUGGAUGCAGAGUCCUCCAUUGAAGAGAUUAAACGUGCUUAUCAUAGACUUGCUAUGCAAUGGCAUCCUGAUAAGUGGACAGGAACGCCUUCUCUGUUAAGUGAAGCUAAAUGUAAAUUCCAACAAAUUCAAGAGGCCUAUUCAGUGUUAUCUGAUCACAAGAAGAGAAAAAUGUAUGAUAUUGGAUUAUAUGACCCUCAGGAAGAAGAAGAAGAAGCUGAAGGACUUUCCGAUUUUGUGCAAGAAAUGUGGUCGCUCAUGGCACAGGAGAGAAGAAAGAAUAAGAAGUAUAGCAUGGAGGAGUUGCAGACAAUGUUAACGGAAAUGGUGCAAGAUUUUGAACCUUCACGCUCGAAAAGGGCACGCUCUGAUUCAAACGCAAUGGUGGAUAACGGAGGGUCAUGUUUUGGUGUACCAAGCUGGGGGGUGUGUGGAACAAGUAGUUAUUGCAGCAACUAAGGGACCAAAGUCGCUCUUUCUUGUGGGAACUGAAGAAAGAUCGUUCCCAUCUUUUACUGACACUCAAUGACGAGAAUCGCACAAUUUUGGAGAUGGAUGACAAUGGUUGUCAGAAAAUUGUUGAAUAGUUGUGUGGUAGUAGCCUUUAUUGGAAUUCUGGGCUAAAUAUUCUUCCAUUUGAAGAAGACAAGACAUGGAUGCCUGUGCAAAAUGAUCAAGCAAAUAUAAAAAAAGCAUGGUAGCAUUAUGUGGUAUUUGCAGUGUUGUUAUGGGGGGUGAUUUUGAUAUUUGGACUUGGAUUGGGUUGUUUGUUUUAUAACAACUGGAUGUGGCCUAAACUUUGGAAUAAAAACUAUUGGGCCUGUGAAUACAGUUUUUUUUUUUUGUUUGUAAAGAAGCGAGUUUCUUUCUUUAAUGUAAAAUCAGCGGUUGGAAGAAUUUGACCAUCA